This is a messenger RNA of Habropoda laboriosa, 605 nucleotides long. RefSeq lists its product as uncharacterized. The transcript has 4 exons. The coding region runs from base 21 to 536 and encodes 171 amino acids. NCBI's taxonomy places the organism in Eukaryota, Metazoa, Arthropoda, Insecta, Hymenoptera, Apidae. The record is from RefSeq and is a predicted model, not a curated record.
CAUUUGGAUCAUCUGGCAGAAUGUUUUUCUGGCUCCUUGCGCUUUGUGCGCUAAAAUGCUGUGUAGUGCAGGCUGAAUUCGACGUGAUUUUCGAGGAUGUUGACUGUAACGAGAUACACCCAGAAUAUGUCAAAUCAUGCGACAUGGAGUUAAAUUACGAUAGCGAGUACGGAGCGAAUGUGGACACACAUUUAGAAAUAAUCAAACCAUUUCCUGAAGGUCUAAAGAUAAUAGCAGACGUAAUUGCAGUACAAAUGGGCGAAUACACUCUUAACGUUGGAGUUCACCUGGAUACAGAUUUUUGCGAACUUGCAGAGAGCCCUAAUUCUCUAGCUGUUCCUAUAUUGAGAGCAAUCAAUAUGGAUAGUGGUACCUGUCCUCCGGAACCGGGAAUUUAUGAACGAGAAGGUUACGUACUAGACAGCAUGGAUGGUUUACCGUCAGCAUUCCCUGCUGGUCAUUAUUUACUGAACAUGUCGUUAAUAUACGAAGAAUCUGUAUUGUUUCACCUAGAUGUUUAUUUAAGAAUAUAUUGAUUGUAAUGCUUAAACCAAUUUUUUAAGGCUAUCUUUGUAAAAGUACACGAACAAUAGAGAUUAACUUGC